UCUAACGCACAGAAACGAAAUACUGCACAUUCGUACUAAACACAAGGCCAUAUUAUUCUCUGUCCAUUUAAACUCUGUUUAUUUUCCAUUCUCUCCACCAUUUCUUGGACAUUUUCAGAGGCCCUUUUGAAUAUAUUAUAUUAUAUUUGAUAGUGAAGAUCUAUUAUGGUUGAGCUGCUGAAUGAGCGUUCUUUGGAGGAAACUCCGACCUGGGCUGUUGCUGUAGUAGUCUUUGCGUUGAUUGUCAUAUCUAUCAUCAUUGAACAUGUCAUUCAUCUCAUAGGAGCAUGGUUAAAAUCCAAACACAAACGAGCCCUUUAUGAAGCCCUUGAGAAGAUUAAAGCAGAGCUUAUGCUGUUGGGAUUCAUAUCGUUGCUCCUAACAGUGUUCCAAGGACCCAUAUCUGACAUAUGUAUUCCAAGAAUUGUAGCAAAAACUUGGCAUCCUUGUUCAAAACAAAAUAAUAAAAAGGAUAAGUCAGAUAAAGAUAGUUCAGGUUCAAAAGGAAAAGAUUAUUGUUCGGCAAAUGGUAAAGUUGCUUUAGUGUCUAAAUAUGGGAUUCAUCAGCUUCAUAUAUUCAUCUUUGUCUUGGCUCUUUUCCACGUUAUUUACUGCAUCACCACCUUGGCCUUAGGCAGAACCAAAAUGAGAAAAUGGAAAGUUUGGGAGGAUGAGACAAAGAAACUUGAGUACAUAUACAACAAUGAUCCUGAGAGAUUUAGAUUUACAAGAGACACAUCAUUUGGAAGAAGGCAUUUGAACUUCUGGAGCCAGUCACCAAUUUCACUUUGGAUUGUAUGCUUUUUCAGACAAUUCUUCGGGUCAGUCACUAAGGUUGAUUACAUGACACUGAGGCAUGGAUUUGUCAUGGCACAUUUGGCUCCAGAAAGUGAAACAAGAUUUGAUUUUCAGAAAUACAUUAGCAGAUCACUUGAAGAGGAUUUUGUAGUUGUUGUUGGAAUAACCCCACUCAUUUGGUUCGUUGCAGUAUUGUUUCUACUGUCCAACACAAAUGGAAUUUACUCUUAUCUAUGGCUGCCAUUUCUACCUUUGAUUAUAAUAUUAUUGGUGGGAACUAAACUUCAAGAAAUCAUAACAAUGAUGGGAUUAAGGAUUCAAGAGAGAGGGGAUGUGGUGAAGGGCGCACCAUUGGUUCAACCAGGAGACGAGCUAUUCUGGUUUGGACGCCCAAAAUUCAUGCUCUUUCUCAUUCACUUUGUUCUCUUUCAGAACGCGUUCCAGCUCGCCUUUUUUGCAUGGAGUACAUAUGAAUUUGGCAUAAACACUUGCUUCCACGAAAAAAAUGAAGAUAUCAUCAUAAGAGUCUCAAUGGGGAUCCUCAUACAUGUUCUAUGCAGUUAUGUGACUUUGCCUCUCUAUGCUCUUGUCACACAGAUGGGGUCUACAAUGAGACCAACCAUUUUCAAUGACAGAGUAGCAGCAGCACUAAAGAAUUGGCACCUUUCAGCCAAAAAGAACAAGAAACAGAACCGACAUUCGGAGACAAACUCGCCAUUCUCAAGCAGGCCUGCAACUCCAACCUAUGGUAUGUCUCCUGUUCAUCUGCUGCAGAAUUAUAGAAGCACAGUUGAGGGAUACUAUGGUUCUCCGAGGAUGUCUAAUGUCGAAAACGACUACUAUGAGCGUGAAGGCACACCAUCUCCCAACAAUGGACCAACUGCAGCAAGUGAAACACAAGGGCAUAACUAUGGAGUUGAAAAGGAUAUAAGUGAAGAAGGAGACCAAUUAGUUCAGGAGCCAAGCUCCUCACAGCAAAAUGAGGUCAAGAUUACCUUAUCUCACUUCUCAUUUCGGAAGUGAAAAUAGAUUUACACAACACAACUGUUUUACUCUUACAUUUUUUUUUUUGUUAAUUUAUUGAUUUUCUUUAUGUGUACAUUUUGUUGAAGAAUAUGUAUAAGCUUGAACUUAGCAGCAACUGCGUAAUAUAUAGCUACAUACUGGUGAGAAUGAUAUCCAAUAACUUUUGUAUUGACAGAAUGUGUAUUGUGAAUGAUUUUCAUUCGUUAGGCAUGAUAUAAUCAUAAAUCAACAUAGUUUUACAGUUUUGAUUAAUGGAUAAAUACCUUUUGAUUUUGGGUUCAAA
Messenger RNA from Humulus lupulus (European hop), 2107 nucleotides. Its product is annotated as MLO-like protein 12. NCBI's taxonomy places the organism in Eukaryota, Viridiplantae, Streptophyta, Magnoliopsida, Rosales, Cannabaceae. Gene Ontology annotation, cellular component: membrane. Bases 166 to 1821 code for a protein of 551 amino acids. The transcript has 15 exons. The record is from RefSeq and is a predicted model, not a curated record. Gene Ontology annotation, biological process: defense response.